Alternaria triticimaculans is the source of this 2289-nucleotide messenger RNA. RefSeq lists its product as uncharacterized. Gene Ontology annotation, biological process: carbohydrate metabolic process. NCBI's taxonomy places the organism in Eukaryota, Fungi, Ascomycota, Dothideomycetes, Pleosporales, Pleosporaceae. The transcript is spliced from 4 exons. The record is from RefSeq and is a predicted model, not a curated record. The coding region runs from base 1 to 2289 and encodes 762 amino acids.
AUGGAAGACGUUUUUGUGCCGUAUGCUCAAGCAAUACCAGAAAACAUGUUUUCAUAUCUUCUGGUUAUCCUCUCUUGUGUAGGCAACGCAAUUGCUCAACAAGCAGGACCGGUCUACUCACCUUUGCGACCACCUUCCAUCCCUCUCGCAGUCCGCUCCCCAUACACUAGCGCUUGGAGCACAACCUCCGGCGGAAGUACGCUUAAUAGUCGGAAUGUCACCUUCUGGACUGGCGAUCCCAUAGGAUGGAGUGGCAUCAUACGCGUAGACGGAACGGCUUAUGAGUACAUGGGAGACUCACCCUCCGUACAAGGUCUCCAGAAAGCAACUCCACUUACCGUAUCUUACGACUCCCACUACAGUAACUUUACAUUCGACGCUGGACCUGUGCGAGUAAAGGCGCGAUUCUUCUCUCCUGUUCUACCAAAAGAUCUUUGCAAGAGCAGUAUUCCGCUCAGCUAUCUGGAAGUCGAGUGGGUCGCCACCGACGAGCUCUCGCAUGAUGUACAGCUCUACUCAGACAUCGAUUCUAUUUGGCUUGGGGGCGGUAAUGUAUCAUUUGACUGGACUGUUGACUGCCCUGGUGAGUCUUUCGGCGCAACCCAAUGCCCGCCCAAGGGAACGGAGACCCCCGACACAUUGUUUCAUUGGGAAGCAAUGAUUAUAGAUGAGCUUUCAUGGUCCGAUCGUGGCCAUAGGCAGGAACCGUACUGGGGCAGUCUGCACUACGUCUCUUCUCCCGGCAUGAGCACUGAGUUCGAUACUGCGAAUGGUCUAGCGACUACUGUACGGCAGCAGUUUGUCAAUGACGGCAAAUUGGAUCAAUCUUCCGACCGGGAUCAGUCUCAAGGACCUCCAGUUGACCGAGUGCCGGUGUUCGGUUUCUUGCAUGGUUUCGCGUCCAGCCAAUCCGGGUCGGUGCUAUACACUGUCGGGACAACUCAAGAGCCUGCUGUGAACUACCGCACUGCUAGUGGGGACAUCGAGCUCCAACCAUGGUGGCUUACGAGCAACUGCUAUUAUAGUACCAACUACAUGAUCCGCAGGCAUUACAAAGACUACGCAGCUACCGCAAAAGAGGCCAAAUUUUGGACCAUGAAGCUACGAUAUGACGUAGCUUACUACUAUGCCCAGGAAAAAGUGACCGAUAGGCAUACAGAAGUAUCUUCGUUAUCAGAAGAGGAGUCGUACUACGCCAUUGUCGCGCUUUCCGCCCGCCAGAUCCUGGCCGCAAACGUCCUCACGGAAUCUGCAGAUAACACUACGGGUCCAACCAUCUUUCAGAAAGAAAUCUCAUCAGACGGCAAAGUGAACACGGCCGAUGUCAUCUACCCUGCGUUACCCUUCUGGCUCUAUGCAAACCCGGACCUUCUUCGCUUACUGCUCAAGCCCGUCUUCGAGUUCCAGGAGUCUGGGCUCUAUCAUGAGCGAUACGCCAUGCACGAUAUCGGGCGAUUCUAUCCAAACGCUAUAGGCUACUACAGCUCCACCGUUCCCGAUGAGGAAGGGGAAGAAGCGAUGCCCGUUGAAGAGAGCGCGAACAUGGUUAUUCUGGCAGCUUCGUACUACUUGGCUACCAACGACACCGCAUUCCUUAUUAGCCACUACGAUAUCCUCAAGCGGUGUACAAAGCAGCACGUCAACACCAAGAACGUUUGUACUAACAAACCUGAAGAUGACUUCAACGAACCCAUCGCCAACAACACCAACCUCGCAAUUAAAGGCAUCGUAGCCUUAAAUUGCAUGAGUUUCAUUGCCCAAGCCAAUGGCGACAGAGGCUAUGGAGCAGGCAGAUGGCUGCGCAACGCAUAUUUCUACUAUACCCUCUGGUCCGAAUCAGCCAUAGACCCCUCAGCCAAUCACACUCUUCUCGCUUACAACCUCCCCGACUCCUACAGCAUCCUGUACAACAUCUUCCCAGCCCUCCUCUUCAACCUGCGCGCAAUCCCCAAAUCUCUCUUCACCAUGCAAUCGGACUUUUACCCGACUGUCGCCGAAAAGUACGGCGUUCCUCUUGAUAACAGACGCCUGUGGACGAAGAGCGAUUGGGAGAUGUGGGCUGCGGCUACGAGUCGACCUGAAACAAGAGCGUUGUUUGUGAACUCGUUGGCGAAGUGGAUCAAUGAGACGAGUACAGACAAGGCGCUUUCGGAUCACUUUAUGACGACGGGUGAUGGGGGCUAUACGGAUUACCCGUUUGUGGCAAGGCCAGUCGUUGGGGGGCAUUUUGCGCUGCUGGCGAUGGGUCUUUUUGGGAGACAUGGGGUUGUAAACGGAGAGGAUGAGUAA